AUGGAAGAAUUACUUGAAUUGCUAUCUGAAGUGUCUGAAUUAGAAAAAGCAUCUGUGGAAUAUUUGACAUUAUUUUUCUUACUCUUAUUUUUGGAAACAUCAUCAUUUAAUCUUCUGAAUGGUAGAUGUGUAGAAGAAUGUCCAAUUAUCACUUAUGAGAUUGCGAAAAAAUUAGGUUUCAAAAAAGAUAAAAGUUUAUCUAAUAUUACCGAUAAAGUGGUAUCUGAUAUUGUUAAGCAAGUAUCAGGUAAAAAAAUCUAG
Molecule: messenger RNA, 261 nt
Organism: Scutellospora calospora
Lineage: Eukaryota; Fungi; Glomeromycota; Glomeromycetes; Diversisporales; Gigasporaceae
Source: the annotation of a GenBank genome assembly